Molecule: messenger RNA, 2274 nt
Organism: Loa loa (African eye worm)
Lineage: Eukaryota; Metazoa; Nematoda; Chromadorea; Rhabditida; Onchocercidae
Product: RhoGAP domain-containing protein
Exons: 11
Coding region: 1-2211 (736 amino acids)
Biological process (GO): regulation of Rac protein signal transduction; signal transduction; positive regulation of GTPase activity
Cellular component (GO): cytoplasm; intracellular anatomical structure
Molecular function (GO): GTPase activator activity; protein binding
Source: RefSeq, a predicted model, not a curated record
AUGGAGAAGAUGCGGGAGGGUUUACAGCGACGAGCUCGUCGUAUGCAAGAAAAUUUGCAGCAGUCCGUAGGAUUGUCUGAGAAGAAAGACGAGCUGCAAAGUGUAAGUCAUGUCGAACAAAGGAACCAAAAAAUUAUUUUAGCGGUAAAAAACACGCGACAAAAUUUGCAGAACUGUAUAAGAAGCGUCAAUAGGGAAGAAGCCAUUGAUAAGCGCAAGAGACGAUUGGAUGAAUUUGGUCUUUGGCAACAGCUACUUACGGAUGCGAAAGAGUUGGAAAAUGUUUAUCCGCGUUCGCAGCCAUCUGUUCUUGCUGAUACACUGAAGCUAUAUGGCGACGCUAUGGGUGUAAUUCUUGAAGAACGGGUCCUGACAGAUCAGUUAAUUGAGAAAAGUGUUCUGGAUGCUUUCGGGAAGUAUAUGGACGAUGACAAAAUAUUAUCGAAAGCGAAAGAAAAACUAGCGCGUACAGUUGUUGAUGUUGAAGUUAGCAGGAAACGUAAGCAGGGAAAUCAUGAUGAGUCAAAGGCACAAGAAAUUCAGGAUGAAUAUGAUGGAUUACAGCUUAAAUUAGAAUCUUAUAAGGACAAUAUUUUUACGGAUAUUUUCAUACUGCUAUCAAGGGAAGCUGAAAUUGCUGGUAUUUAUAAAGAAUUGAUUACUGCACAAAUGGAAUAUCAUCGGACAGCCUUGCAGAAACUCGAAAACAUCUUACCUGAAAUCGAUAGGAAAAUCGCUUCGUAUCCUAAUCGCCCUGUCUUUGGAUGUCACCUCGAAGAUCAUUUACGUUGCUCCAAUCGUUCGGUGGCUUUGGUUCUUGAAGUGUGUUGUUCUAUUCUGAAUUACCAAGGUUUCCAGGAGAAGGGUCUUUUUCGAGUCAGCGGUAAUAACAAUCGAAUCAGGCGCCUCAAAGCAGCAUUUGAUGCCCAUCAAAUAAAUAGUAGCUCACUGGAAAUUGCUGAAUAUAUCAAUGAUCCUCAUUCAGUUUGUUCAGUCUUAAAAUGCUAUCUUCGUGAACUUCCUGAACCAUUAAUGACGCAUGCUCUUCACUCAGAAUGGGUUUUCAUUGCCAAGAGAGAUCCGGAUUAUCGGAAGGAAGCUAUAUAUCGACUUCUCCCUUCGAUGCCAGAAGCAAAUCGAUACAAUCUUGCCUAUUUAAUCAAAUUUUUGAACUUGAUAUUGGAUUAUGAAGAAUAUACGAAAAUGAGUGUAGGCAAUUUAUCGAUCGUUUUCGGUCCGAACUUGAUUGAUGCUGGUAAUGGUACUGAAUCAGAGAAUAUACUCGGUUCAAAAUUGGUGGAAACAUUAAUAGUCAAUGCCAAUUUUUUCUUCCCGAACUAUAACUUCGACUACACAUCACCACUGCUUGAUUCAUUUCUGCAACGAAAAUCUGAUAUAAUAAAUAGCUUUGGAAGUGGUGAUCGCAUGGCCGCACGUGGUACACAAGGACAACAGUAUAUUGGUUUUCGCCAUGCACAAAGCAACAACAGUUCUUGUAAGAAUUCAGUGCAGUUGCGCAAUACAACCUCAGUACUACAACAAACAUCGCAACCACUAUCAGCUUCUUCCACUUUACGUUCCCGUCCCAAGUGGCCAGCACCACCGCCACCUGUUGUGGGUUAUUCAAAUUGUAACAGCAAUAGCAAUAAUUGUACUACUAAUCAUUCGAAUCUUUGCAAUGAUAGCAUAGAAGAGAUGUCGUCUAGCUUAGAAAAUUUGAAUAAUUUUAUUAGUAAAAGUCCAUCAGUUGCAUCCAGUGAUUCGAUGGCUGAAUAUGGCUGUACAACUAAUGUUGAAAUAUGUGAUAAUUUUGCUUCCCAACAAAUGACUCGUUCCUAUCACGAAACAACUCGGCCAUUACGUCCACCGCCACCACGUAAUGUGGGGCGAUCGUCUACACCGGAUGGAGGAUUUCAGACUUUUACUAUUGAUCCAGUAGAGCAUGAUAACUCACAAGAGGUUGCUAAAAUGUUACAACCUGAUCUUCUGCGAAGCCGAAAUUCAGUCGAGAUUUGUCGUAAUGCACCUGUUCCAGUUGCUUGUACAAAAGACAAUCGUACUGUGGUACAUUUGGAUACUGAUGCAUGUCACCAGCAUGCUGGAACACUAUCUGGAGCUGAAAGCUAUAAUACAUUGCCUAAACCCCCUUUACCUUAUAAACCGAAAUCAAUAAUCGAUUUAAACAGACCAAACGAGAUCACUAAGCUUUAGUUUUUUAUUUUUUUACCGUCACUUUGUUCACAAUUUUUAUAUGCACAUGUUGACGUGAAGUAG